Molecule: messenger RNA, 918 nt
Organism: Batrachochytrium dendrobatidis JAM81
Lineage: Eukaryota; Fungi; Chytridiomycota; Chytridiomycetes; Rhizophydiales
Exons: 8
Coding region: 1-918 (305 amino acids)
Source: RefSeq, a predicted model, not a curated record
AUGGAUACGGUGUUUUCCAAUAUUCUAGUGGUGCAACCUAUCAAGGAGAGAAAAUACAUUUCUGAAUACGGCCGUCAAUACAUUGGUGAGUUUCAAAAUGAUCGCCCAGUUGGUAAUUUCGAGCGGUUUUCAAACAAUUUGCCGUACUUGUUUUUGGCUACAUCUGAAAAUUUGGAGCAUGCUUCAACUUCUGGAGCAGUUAUCAAGGAAAUUCACGAUAUCAUCAAUCGACAUUAUGAUUUGUUGUGCCAGACCUAUACCCACUAUAGCAAGCCAGCAAUAGAUUUGGAUAACCCAAAACAUGUGUUGACUCGAGAAAGUAUGUGGCAACUUUUUGCAGAUAUUGGAAUAGUUCAGCAGGGAAUCACAUUUGCGGAUCUAAAUCGCGCAUUUGCCAAAGAGUUUUAUAAUCAUCCUUUUUUUGGAGAACGCUAUCAGGAUCCGCAUAACUCGCAUGAGCAAUUUAUUCUACACGACUUUUACGAGUGGUUAUUGCUUGUAAGCAACUACGUAUAUAGAAACAGUCCUCGACUAUCUAUUCACGAACAUGGACAAGCUGCAACACUAGCUUAUCUGAUAAAGCAGAAUUUGAUUCCAAAAAUGCAUCAAUUGGAAUUAAGCAAACAGUCCACCCCAACAAAAUAUGAGUUGUUUAUGCGGUUGAUUCACGAGCAUUUCCAAGACAAUUAUAGUCGAGAGGUUGAGCAGCUGUACAUUCAGUGGGCAAAAACUCAUUCCAAAGCAUUGCCAAAAUCCAAAAAAGACAAGACACUCAGCAUCAGAGAGUUGAUUUUAGUGCUCAAGGAUUACAAUAUUCUUGCAACUCUAGCAGCACAAAUCACUAUUUCUUUUGUAAUUCAACAUUUUUCAAAAUCAAUUCCAAACGUAGCUGAUUCAUCAAGUUGUUGCUUGUAUUGA